AUGUGGAUUUUACCUUUGGUCGGCUACCUCGGCUCCAUCGUGGGCUUCUGCUUUCUGACCCUCGCCAUCGCUUCCGGUCUGUAUUACUUAUCGGAGCUUGUCGAGGAGCAUACCGUCUUUGCGAAGCGCCUUCUUACAAAGUUGAUCUAUUCGGUUAUUGUUCUGCAGCUACUGCUAUGCAUCGUCGACCGAUUCCCCUUCAAGUUGACACUCAUGGGAGUUGUCUCCCAUGUCGUCUACCUCGGCAACAUGCGCCGUUUCCCUUUCGUCAGAUUGACUGACCCUCUAUUCUUGGCCUCUUGUGUCCUGGUGCUGGUCAACCACUACCUCUGGUUCCGCCACUUCUCUGCCGCGCAGCAACGAUCGUACGCGAACAUGCAUUCCUACUACGACCAACCCGACGAUGUCCCGAGCUUCACCGAGAUCGCCUCCUACUUUGGACUCUGCGUCUGGCUGAUCCCCUUUGCUCUGUUCGUGAGCUUGUCCGCUAGCGACAACGUUCUACCCACGAUGGGCAGCGAAGACCCCCUACGGGACUCCUCUGGGAAGAGCAAGCGCCAAGGCUUCGUCAAAUCCAUCGUCGAUACCGUCCUCGGUGCCCUCGCAGAAGUUUUCAGAACAGUCGGCUGGGAGCGUAGUUAA
Colletotrichum phormii is the source of this 642-nucleotide messenger RNA. RefSeq names its product transmembrane adaptor Erv26. The coding region runs from base 1 to 642 and encodes 213 amino acids. The record is from RefSeq and is a predicted model, not a curated record. The transcript is spliced from 3 exons. Gene Ontology annotation, biological process: endoplasmic reticulum to Golgi vesicle-mediated transport. Gene Ontology annotation, cellular component: Golgi membrane; COPII-coated ER to Golgi transport vesicle; endoplasmic reticulum membrane. Lineage: Eukaryota; Fungi; Ascomycota; Sordariomycetes; Glomerellales; Glomerellaceae. Gene Ontology annotation, molecular function: COPII receptor activity.